CCCUGAUUCAUCGAUAACCUCAAAACUAUCGGUCUAUACAUCGAUAGUUGUUUACCUUUUUCCCACAAAAAAAAUAAAACAUUUACAAAACAAAAGUAUUUGGUCAAUUCCAAAUGGCAAAUACUGUCUGUUAAACUGUAAUAAAAUCGAGUUUGGUGCUCCCGCAUAAUUGCCAAUUGUGCCGGACGCACCAUGGAGCAGGACGAGGAGCCGUCGCCGGAGCAGCCCAUGGCCAAGGAGCAGGAGAUGGAUCAGUCCACAGCGGAUGUGGCGCAGUCUUAUAUAACACGGGCUAAGAUGAAUCCGGCCAAAAAGGACAAUGAGAAGCGUAGACGGAAGGAUGCCAUGCGAAGGGUUUCGAUGAUAAUGAGAAAAUGCGACUCUUUGCGCUCGGCGGACGAUCGGCAGUUCCUGGAGAAGCAUCCUGACAUGGUAAAGGCCACCAAGAAGCGCAAGGAACGCGUUGAGAUAUACAAAGAGCGGGUGGUGGAGCGUGAGGAUGCGGCACAUGUAAUCGAGGCCAAGGUGGAGCAGCUAGCCAACAUCAUUUCGCAAGCCAAGCACCUCGUAUGCUACACGGGAGCUGGAAUUAGCACGGCAGCCCUCAUUCCGGACUAUCGGGGUAGCCAAGGCAUCUGGACAUUGCUGCAGAAGGGACAGGAGAUUGGCGAGCACGAUCUGUCUAGCGCGAAUCCCACCUACACGCAUAUGGCGUUAUAUGAGUUGCACCGCCGGCGCAUCCUUCAUCAUGUGGUGUCCCAAAACUGUGAUGGCCUGCACUUAAGAUCCGGUUUGCCGCGGCAAUCGCUGUCUGAAAUUCAUGGGAACAUGUACGUCGAGGUGUGCAAGAGCUGCCGGCCAAAUGGUAUAUAUUGGCGGCAGUUUGACACCACGGAGAUGACGGCCCGCUACUGCCACAAGACCCACCGCCUGUGUCACAGAUGCUCGGAACCCUUGUACGACACCAUUGUCCACUUUGGGGAGCGGGGUAAUCUAAAGUGGCCCUUGAACUGGGCUGGCGCAACCGCUAAUGCCGAUCGCGCCGAUGUAAUUCUCUGCCUAGGAUCAAGUCUGAAAGUACUUAAAAAGUACACAUGGUUGUGGCAGAUGGAUCGACCUGCUCGACAACGCGCCAAGAUAUGUGUGGUGAACUUGCAGUGGACACCAAAGGACUCAAUUGCUAGCAUCAAGAUAAACGGAAAAUGCGACCGGGUAAUGGCCCAGUUGAUGCACCUGCUUCACAUUUCAGUGCCAGUUUAUACAAAGGAGAAAGAUCCCAUUUUUGCCCAUGCCUCGCUCUUAAUGCCCGAGGAGUUGCACACACUAACGCAACCACUGCUGAAGAAUGCUGACGAGGAUGAAACCUUCACCACCACCACAGAAGAAACUCAAGACUCGACCAUUUCCAGCGAAAGCUGCAGUCUCAACUACAGCGAUUUGCCCAUCGGAAAGGGACCUCGCAUUCGGACGCCCAUCAAGAACGGUAGAAGGAUCAAGACCAACUUGGAGGUGCGCCAGAAAUUUAAAGUUGAGGAGGAGAUCACAGUAGAGCAGAUGGUGGCUAAUGGGGCGAUAACAACAGAGACUGGGUCUAUCCUAGAGGUGGAGGAAAAAUCGAUUAAAAUAGAGACUGAAGUUAAAUUGGAAGAGAUUGAAAUUAAGGAGACGGUGGUGAAGCAGGAACUGCAUCUCUUAGAGCUUCUGCCGAAGUUGGAACCGCUUUCCCUAAAAGAAGAAUCGGAUGAAAUGAUACAACUGCCCAAGCUAGUCGCCAUACAGAAAACCCAAGUGGAAGUGGAAGACAGCGUCACUCCUUCAAUAGAGAUGAAGUUGGAGCCACUGCAGCUACCACCGUUGGUACCUAUCGGAGCACCUCUUUCCACGCCGUUCGUGGAACCAAAGCCUACUUUUCACUCCCUAAAAAUGCAGAUCCAGAGCGAUGAUGGUUCCAGCACAGAGAACGAGAACGACGAUCAGGACGAGGAAGAAGAAAGCGAGCUGGCCCAAGUCGAUUUGCUGCGGUUAAACAAUGACGAGGAGCUUCUGCGCCAGCUACCCACUUGGCAUGAUGCUAAGUAUGCGUAUUCCGGCCUCCACAGUAUACUGAUACCUCCUCCGGCCGAUCUCAACAUUUGGAACUCGCAGGUGGUGCCGAACUUUGCGAUGAACCGAUCCGCCGCCAGUUGCGAUUUCUGUUUCGAUCACUAUGCUGAGCUGGACUGCCAGUUCUACCGGCGAUGGAACCUCAACCAGAGGAAGCACAAGAAACGGGCAAGGAGCGGCCGGUUUGUGGUCUGCGAAUGCUGUCCCACCUCCGACGAUGACGAUGACUAUGAUGAGAAUAUAUCCCUGGCGCACAUAGCAGCAGCCGAAACUGCUAAACGGAGACAGCAACUGAGUACGAGCUUUCCGCGGAAACUGGCCCGCACUCAAGCCGGUUGGUAUGGUAAAGGAUACAAAAAAGGUCGGAAACGCCGGUGAAUCACAGCAUCUCUAUCUUAAAAGUCAAAACGGCCGUGAUCCUACCCCAAAACAUUGAGUGGGUCGAUACAUAAAAUUUAUAUUCAAGUCGAACCACAAACUUGGAAGUCAUGGAACAAGUCGACCCGCUCUAACCGAGAUUAAAAGCUCGCUUCGAUAGUAUUUUUUAGCUGUAGAAUGAUAAGUCAUAGCAUAGAUGGUAGUGCCAGCUAGAAUAGGGUAGGGAUCCGUUUUUUAUCUUAAUUAAGAGUUUUUUAAAGUGUCACAUCCUUGUUUCUAUGUCAUUGAAUGUAUUUUUUACGUAAUUGUCCAUGUCAUUGAGUGUCCUUUUUUACGUAAUUGUCCAUCAACGUUAUUUAUUAAGUCAUCCAAGUUUCUGUAGUUUAAGUUAUGUAUUUAUGUCAUUUUUGUCACAAUUUUAAUGGUAUUUUUGCCUUUUUUUAGUCUCGUCAUUGGUAACAUUGUAAACUUUUUGUAUUUUUUAUUUUAAGCAAAUUAUUGGUUCAUUUUUAAAAUGUGUUUUAAAGCUUACUUCCGCCCUUUACACUUUAAGUCAAUAAACAAGACAAGCAGUACGCUUCAAAAACGAA
Messenger RNA from Drosophila ananassae, 3071 nucleotides. RefSeq names its product NAD-dependent protein deacetylase Sirt7 (gene Sirt7). The transcript is spliced from 3 exons. Bases 193 to 2481 code for a protein of 762 amino acids. The record is from RefSeq and is a predicted model, not a curated record. Gene Ontology annotation, molecular function: NAD+ binding. Lineage: Eukaryota; Metazoa; Arthropoda; Insecta; Diptera; Drosophilidae.